Messenger RNA from Microtus oregoni (creeping vole), 7661 nucleotides. RefSeq names its product RB1 inducible coiled-coil 1 (gene Rb1cc1). Gene Ontology annotation, molecular function: molecular adaptor activity; protein kinase binding. Bases 698 to 5461 code for a protein of 1587 amino acids. Gene Ontology annotation, cellular component: Atg1/ULK1 kinase complex; phagophore assembly site membrane; extrinsic component of membrane. Lineage: Eukaryota; Metazoa; Chordata; Mammalia; Rodentia; Cricetidae. Gene Ontology annotation, biological process: autophagy of mitochondrion; autophagosome assembly; positive regulation of protein phosphorylation. The transcript has 25 exons. The record is from RefSeq and is a predicted model, not a curated record.
AAUAACAAACCCCGCGGCGGCCGCGACCCGGUGUCACCGAGCUCGGGCUGCCUUGGGUCCCAGUGCCUCGGCGGGCUGACUCCGGUCCCCGCGCGGUGUCAAGAGGUCUGAGCAGCGGCUGCGGCCGACCCCGCAACCGCCGAACCUCCGGGCCGCGCCGGGCUCUCGGCGGCCGGGCGCCGACGGUUGUGUCGGUUGGCGGCGCCGCUGGGGCGGUUGGUGGCCGCCGCCGAGGCCAGGGCGGCGGCAGAAGAUGGUGCCGGGGGCCUCCGGCUGUGCUGCUGCCGCGGGCGGAGGAGGCGCUGCCGCCGGAUUUGUUUAUUAAUUAUGUAUGGAGUGUUCUGCCUGCAUGUAUCUGUGCAGGCCAGAAGAAGGCACCAGCUCUUAUUACAAUGGCUGUGAGCCGUCAUGUGGUUGCUGGAAAGUGAACUCAGAACCUCUGGAAGAACAGUCGGUAUUCUUAACCUCCGAGCCAUCUCUCCAGCCUCAACACAGUGAUGAUGUUUCAUGAGGAAAAUUAGAAUCAUUCCAGUUGAAAGUUCUCUGAGGUUCACCAGUAGUGCCACUCAGUUGCCAAUAUCAAGCAAGCCCAUAUAAACCGUUUGUACUCUUUUAAGAAAGGCAAUAAUAUUCUUCACGGAACCAGGGAAGUGCACCAGAGUGUGAGGUACGGCUCACAGAUUCCAGAAAGAUCAUCAUGAAGUUAUAUGUGUUUCUGGUUAACACUGGGACCACUCUAACAUUUGACACUGAGCUAACUGUGCAAACUGUGGCUGACCUUAAGCAUGCCAUUCAAAGCAAAUACAAGAUUGCUAUUCAGCACCAGGUGCUAGUGGUCAAUGGAGGAGAGUGCAUGGCUGCAGAUCGAAGAGUGUGUACCUACAGUGCUGGAACGGACACAAAUCCAAUUUUUCUCUUUAAUAAAGAAAUGAUCUUAUGUGACCGUGCACCUGCUAUUCCUAAAACUACCUUUUCAACAGAAAAUGACAUGGAAAUAAAAGUUGAGGAGUCUCUUAUGAUGCCUGCAGUUUUCCACACUGUUGCUUCAAGGACACAACUUGCAGUGGAAAUGUAUGAAGUUGCCAAGAAGCUUUGCUCUUUCUGUGAAGGUCUUGUCCAUGAUGAACAUCUACAGCACCAAGGCUGGGCUGCAAUCAUGGCCAAUCUGGAGGACUGUUCAAAUUCAUACCAAAAGCUUCUUUUCAAGUUUGAAAGUAUUUAUUCAGAUUAUCUGCAGUCCAUAGAAGACAUCAAGUUAAAACUUACUCAUUUAGGAACCGCGGUUUCAGUAAUGGCCAAGAUUCCUCUCUUGGAGUGCCUAACCAGACAUAGUUACAGGGAAUGUUUGGGAAGACUGGAUUCUUUAAAUGAACAUGAAGACUCAGAGAAAAUUGAGAUGAAAAGAUCCACUGAACUGGUGCUCUCUCCUGAUAUGCCUAGAACAACUAACACAUCCAUGUUAACCUCAUUUCACAAGUCAGUGGAGCAUGUACCUCCAGAUCCCACUGAUGCUGAACCGGGCAAAGGACUUAGGGAAUCUUGUCAAAGUACUGUCCAGCAAGAAGAAGCUUCAGUAGAUGAGAAAGACAGUGAUCUUCCUUUUUUUAAUGUGUCCUUGUUAGACUGGAUAAAUGUUCAAGAUAGACCUAAUGACGUGGAAUCUUUGGUCAGGAAGUGCUUUGAUUCUAUGAGCAGGCUUGACCCAAAGAUUAUUCAACCAUUUAUAUUAGAAUGCCAUCAAACUAUUGCCAAACUUGAUAAUCAGAACAUGAAAGCCAUUAAAGGACUUGAAGAUCGUCUGUAUGCCCUGGACCAGAUGAUUGCUAGCUGUGGCCGACUGGUAAAUGAACAGAAAGAGCUUGCUCAGGGAUUUUUAGCUAAUCAGAUGAGAGCUGAAAACUUGAAGGAUGCAUCCGUGUUACCUGAUUUGUGCCUGAGUCAUGCAAAUCAGCUGAUGAUUAUGUUGCAAAACCACAGAAAAUUGUUGGAUAUUAAACAGAAGUGUACCACUGCCAAACAAGAGCUAGCAAACAACCUACAUGUCAGACUGAAGUGGUGUUGUUUUGUGAUGCUUCAUGCUGAUCAAGAUGGAGAAAAGCUGCAAGCACUGCUGCGCCUUGUCAUAGAGCUGCUAGAGAGAGUCAGAAUUGUUGAGGCUCUCAGCACAGUCCCUCAGAUGUACUGCCUAGCCGUGGUUGAGGUCGUGCGGAGAAAAAUGUUCAUUAAACACUACAGAGAGUGGGCCGGUGCUUUAGUCAAAGAUGGGAAACAAUUGUAUGAAGCUGAAAAGUCCAAAAGGGAAUCCUUUGGGAAAUUAUUUAGGAAAUCCUUCUUAAGAAAUCGUCUAUUUAAGGGACUGGACUCCUGGCCCCCCUCAUUUUGUACUCAGAAGCCUCGAAAAUUUGACUGUGAACUUCCAGACAUAACAUUAAAAGAUUUACAGUUUCUCCAAUCAUUUUGUCCUUCAGAAGUGCAGCCAUUCCUCAGGGUUCCCUUACUUUGUGACUUUGAACCUCUACACCAGCAUGUACUUGCCCUACAUAAUUUGGUAAAAGCAGCACAAAGUUUGGAUGAAAUGUCACAGACCAUUACAGAUCUGCUGAAUGAACAAAAGGUGUCCGCAAGUCAAGCAUCCCCACAGUCAGCUGCUUCUCCAAGGAUAGAAAGUACAACGACUACCUCACCAAAAACUCCUCCUCCACUAACUGUUCAGGAUCCCUUAUAUCCAGCAGUGUGUCCCUUAGAAGAAUUAUCUCCAGACAGCAUUGAUGCUCAUACAUUUGACUUUGAAACCAUCUCCCAUCCAAAUGCAGAACAAACAAUUCACCAAGCUUCGUUAGACUUGGAUUCAUUAGCAGAAAGUCCUGAGUCUGAUUUUAUGUCUGCUGUGAAUGAGUUUGUGAUUGAAGAAAACUUAUCAUCUCCAAACCCUAUAAGUGAUCCACAAAGUCCUGAAAUGAUGGUGGAGUCACUUUAUUCAUCAGUCAUCAAUGCCAUAGAUAGUAGGCGCUUGCAGGACACGAGUGCACAUGGAAAAGAGGGACUGGGAGAGCGUGCUGCUCUGCAUGUCCAGCUGGAGAAAUGCAAAGUUGCUGCCCAAGACUCUCAUGUCGGUAUACAAACCAUCAAGGAAGAUCUGUGCCAUCUCAGAACAUUCGUACAAAAAGAACAGUGUGAUUUAUCAAAUUCUUUAAAAUGUAUAGCAAUAGAAAUAAGAAACAUUAUUGAAAAAGUCAAAUGCUCCCUAGAAAUAACUCUAAAGGAAAAACAUCAGAAAGAACUCCAGUCUUUAAAAAGUGAGUAUGAAUGUAAACUUGAUGCUCUAGUAAAAGACAGUGAAGAAAAUGCAAAUAAAAUUAAAAAAUUGAAAGGAGAUUUAAUAUCCCUUGAGGAAGUUUUACAAAGUAAAGACAGCGAAUUUGCAUUGAUUAAACAUGAAAAGGAUGCUGUCGUCUUCUUGCAGCGUGAAAAGGACCAGAAGUUGGUAGAAAUGGAAAAUAUUAUGCGUACUCAAAAUUGUGAAAUUGAAGAAUUAAAGCAGUCACGAGAGAUGGCGUUAGAAGACCUGAAAAAGCUACAUGUUGAAAAUGAUAAGAAAAUAGAGUCACUGAAAGCUGAAUUUCAGUGCUUAGAGCAAAGCCACCUAAAGGAAUUAGAGGACACAAUGCAUGUCAGACACACACAUGAGUUUGAGAAAGUUAUGACAGACUAUAAAGUGUCGUUGGAGAGAUUGAAAAAGGAAAAUCAACAAAGAAUUGACCAGAUACUAGAAUCUCAUGCCUCAACUCUCCAGGAAAAAGAACAACAGUUGCAGGAAUUGAAACUCAAGGUUUCUGAUUUGUCAGACAUGAGGUGUAAAUUGGAGGUCGAACUUGCAUUAAAGGAAGCAGAAACCGAUGAGAUAAAGAUCUUGUUGGAAGAGAGCAGAACUCAGCAAAAGGAAACUUUGAAGACUCUCCUUGAGCAAGAGACAGAAAACUUGAGGACAGAAAUAAGUAAACUAAACCAAAAGAUUCAUGAAAAUAAUGAGAAUUAUCAGGUGGGCUUAGCAGAAUUAAGAGCUUUAAUGACAAUUGAAAAAGAUCAGUGCAUUUCCGAAUUAAUUAGUAGACACGAAGAAGAAUCUAACGUACUUAAGGCUGAAUUAGACAGUGUAACAUCAUUGCAUCAUCAAGCAUUUGAAAUAGAAAAAAACUUGAAAGAACAAAUAGUUGAACUGCAGAGUAAAUUGAACUCAGAACUGAGUGCACUUGAAAGACAAAAAGAUGAAAAACUAAGCCGACAAGAAGAGAAGUAUGAGGCUCUCAUCCAGAACCUAGAAAAAGACAAGGAAAAGUUGGUCAUGAGCCAUGAACACGACAAAGAACAGUUAAUUCAGAGGCUUAAUUACGAAAAAGACGAAGCUAUUCAAACUGCACUAAAUGAAUUUAAGUUGGAGAGAGAACUUGUUGAGAAAGCAUUAUUAGAAAAAGUUAAACAUCUUGAGAAUCAAAUAGCCAAAAGUUCUGCUCUUGAAUCAGCCAGAGAAGAUUCUUCAAGCUUAGUUGCUGAACUUCAAGAGAAGCUUCAGGAAGAAAAAGCUAAGUUUCUAGAACAGCUUGAAGAACAAGAAAAAAGAAAGAAUGAAGAAAUGCAGAAUGUCCGGACAUCUUUGAUUGCUGAACAACAGACCAAUUUUAACACUGUUUUAACAAGAGAGAAAAUGAGGAAAGAAAACAUAAUAAAUGAUCUCAGUGAUAAAUUAAAAAGUACAAUGCAGCAACAAGAGCGUGAUAAAGAUUUGAUAGAGUCCCUUUCUGAAGACCGAGCUCGUUUGCUUGAAGAGAAGAAGAAGCUUGAAGAGGAAGUGAGCAAAUUGCGCACCAGCGGUUUCCUUCCCUCGGCCUCUGCAGCUGCUGAGCCAGAGCUCUAUGGGGCCUGUGCACCUGAGCUGCCUGGGGAGACAGAGAGAGCAGCCACGGAGAUAGCUGAUGAAGGAAGGGUGGACUCAGCGAUGGAGACAAGCAUGAUGUCUGUCCAAGAAAACACGCUAUCCGAAGAGAAGCAGAGGAUCAUGCUUCUAGAGCGGACGUUGCAGCUGAAAGAAGAAGAAAACAAGCGGUUAAAUCAGAGGCUGAUGUCUCAGAGCAUGUCCUCAGUGUCUUCAAGGCAUUCUGAAAAAAUAGCCAUUCGAGAUUUUCAGGUGGGAGAUUUGGUUCUCAUCAUCCUAGAUGAACGGCAUGACAAUUAUGUGUUGUUUACUGUUAGUCCUACUUUGUAUUUUCUGCAUUCAGAGUCUCUUCCUGCCCUGGACCUCAAACCAGGUGAGGGAGCUUCAGGUACAUCUCGACGACCCUGGGUCCUUGGAAAAGUAAUGGAAAAGGAAUAUUGUCAAGCCAAAAAGGCACAAAACAGAUUUAAAGUUCCUUUGGGGACAAAGUUUUACAGGGUGAAAGCUGUGUCAUGGAAUAAGAAAGUAUAGCCACAGAAGAAAUCUACAUCUGAUACCAUUUUCUGAUUUGUCCUCCAGUGCUAAUAAAUCACUCAACUGGCCAUCCUGUUUUUACAAAAGUCAACACAACAGUAUACUUCAUUGGUGAUCUGCACAUUUAAGUGGAUACAUCUUAAGAACAAUAAAUUCAUCAAAAUUCUUGGCUGAAUCGAAAUGGUUUUGUUUUGUUUCCACACAAAUAACUAGAAAUGCGGACCAAACUAGUUAAUUUCUUCAAGGGCGGAGCCUGCACUGUGGCUUCUGACUAGCCUCGUUAAUUGCCUGCUAAUAAACAUUAGCUGAAUAGAUACCAGUGUUGUUGUUACCAGCAUCUGUUCUCUUGUGAACUCAAGAGUCCUUUCACUCUUUAACGCAUACUUUAUAAAAUGUAUAAAUCCUUCCAAACUAUUUAAAGAGGAGUGUUACUGCAUGCAGAUAAUCAUAAUUUUGAGUUUGCCUCAGAAGACUGCUAACGCAAAUUCUUUAAUUUUUUAAAAUGCCCUUUGAUGUUUCAAAAAAUAAAUAACAGUGUAAUUUGACUGACUUUAAGAUCAGCCAUAAAUGAUGAGCAAUCUUCAGAAGCACUCUCCAGACAGCCCAUCGUUCUUCUGGGGAAGGAGAGUCUGCACCGCUGAGAUUUUCAAAUGCAGGACUCAAACGUCUCAGCAUCUUAGAACUGUUUCAAAUAAUCAUAUUGAUGAACUCAUAAAGAUAUUCAUUGUACAUUAACAUAUAGAGGUCAUUUAAAUAACAAAAUACUGUAUUGUAAAGGACCUGUACAAUUUUAAGACAAUAAAGAAUUGAAAGUGUAAAUGUGUGUGCCUUUUGAAGGUUACGUUUCUAAUCUAUUUGUGUGAUUGCUGGGAAGGGUAAAAAAUGUCUGUAUCAAAGAGAAACAUGUUAAUUAUAAAAAUAUUGUUUGUAUCAUAUGUAACAGUGAAGUGGUGCUCUCUGGAAGGGAACCCUGUAAAGUCGGGCUUUAGAAGCUGGCACCGCGCUAAGUGUGCUGAAGCAGCUGGUUGAUUAGAGAGAAUGUCUUCAGGGUUAUUGCUAGAGAGCAGUAAGAAAUUCUUUUUCAGAAAUAUUUAAUUUCUUCAUAAAAAUAAGUUGAAUAUUUUUAUAAGUAUGUAAUCUAAUAGAACGAAAAUAGAAUAAACAUAGUGUAUAGAAUACUGAAUUUGACAACAUUACUGAAUAAAUGAACAAAUGAUUUCAUACGUUUCUAUUCAAUCCUUCGAUGACAUCUUUAUGGAGUAACUACAAGUAUAUCAGAAAUGACUGUAUUUUUUUUUAACAAUUGUGUUUGUGUCUGAGUCUCAGGCCUUUUUACUUAAUGCUCUUCAGAUUUAAUAUAUGGUAUUAUGCUGUAGAAUUAUUGGAAUCAUUGCUGUAACACACUAAAUUUCUCCUUAAUACUGAUCUUAAUGUUAGUUGUGGUUGUUGAUUAUUUUUGUUAUAUGGUGCAUUCACAUUCAUCUUGUCAGUGUUCACACAUCUCAUAAUAAAAUGAAAGCUGAGAUAAUUUUGUUAGAAGAGAAACAAAACAUUCCCAAGAAGCUAAAUUCAUUGAGUCUUAGUUUUGUACAAUUCGAAGCAAUAUGAGCUUUGGAACCAGAAUGCAUAACUUUCAGUCUCAUAUGACUUCCAUAAACUUACUCCUCAUUUGUGCCAUGUUUAAAACAGGGUAAUGGAACCUACAUAAUGUAGUUUGCACUUUUAAUGCAAAUUAUAAAUAUUAGUGAUUUAAGCAGUUUUAGGAAUGUUCAAUACUCAACAAAUGUUAACUAAUAUAAAAGUUUCUUUAUACGGACAGUACUGUCAUGUGGCAAAAGAAAUGUAGCUUUGGUGGGGCCAGAUUCAGUUCCAGCAUCUCAGGAGGCUGAGGUUGGAGUGCUUGAGCAAAAGGAAGAGCCCAUAUAAAGAGCAGGUGGGAAAAAGCUUUUUACCAUAAACUUUUUGGUUUUCCCAGACAGGCUUUCUCUGUGAAACCCUGGCUGUCCAGGAGCUUGGCUUUGUAGAUAAGGAUGUCAGAUAGUGUUGGCACGUGCCUUUAAUCCCAGUACUUGGAAGGAAGAAAGAGGCAGACAGAUCCCUGAGUUCAAGACCAACUUGUCAACAUAGCCAGAGAUUCACAGAGAAAAAUGCAUGUUAUAUGUAACAGCAAUUUGUAAUAAUAAAAGGACUAUAUUUG